CGGCGGCGGCGGCGGUGGCGGCGGGAGGGGCUGGUCCUGGUCCUGCUGGUCCGGUGUUAUGUGCCUAUUGCAACCAAGAGCUAAAAUCUGAAGAACUCUGUCUAUUCCACUGGAAGGAGAUACUUGCUGCUAAAAAAGUCUAAAUCCAGAUUUGAGAUAAAAUCUGAAUACCGGAAAUCAGUGUUGUAAGGAAACUUCAUCUCCAACACCAAAAAUGUUAGAGGAGGACAUGGAAGUGGCCAUUAAGGUGGUGGUGGUAGGAAACGGAGCAGUUGGGAAAUCCAGUAUGAUUCAGCGAUACUGCAAAGGCAUUUUCACAAAGGACUAUAAGAAAACAAUUGGAGUUGAUUUCUUGGAGAGACAAAUACAAGUUAAUGAUGAAGAUGUUAGGCUAAUGUUGUGGGACACUGCAGGCCAAGAGGAGUUUGAUGCAAUAACAAAGGCCUACUAUAGAGGAGCCCAAGCAUGCGUACUUGUGUUUUCCACCACAGACAGGGAAUCUUUUGAAGCAGUUCCCAGUUGGCGAGAGAAAGUAGUAACUGAGGUUGGCGACAUCCCUUCAGUGCUUGUGCAGAACAAGAUUGACCUCCUGGAUGAUUCUUGCAUCAAGAAUGAGGAAGCAGAGGCCCUGGCCAAAAGGUUAAAGUUAAGAUUUUACCGAGCUUCUGUGAAAGAGGACCUAAAUGUAACAGAAGUUUUUAAAUAUUUAGCUGAAAAGUAUCUUCAGAGACUCAAACAACAAACAGCUGAAGACCCAGAGCUGGUGCAUACAAGUAGUAACAAAAUUGGUGUCUUUAAUACAGCUGGUGGAAGCCACUCUGGCCAGAAUUCCAACACACUUAAUGGUGGUGAUGUCAUUAAUCUAAGACCAAACAAACAGAGGACCAAGAAAAACAGAAGCCCUUUUAGCAGCUGCAGCCUACCCUAAAAAUUUUUAGGGGGAAGAAUUUACAGUACCUGGGAUGAUGCUUUGCAGUUGAGUAAGGAGCCCAGCCAGCUGUAAAUGGUAUGCUACCAGCUCUCUCGCAGAGUUUGCAUCUGCUGGACCUAUGCUAGAGGGUGAACUUCAACAUUGCCGUGGCAGUGCUCUUCAGUGUGUAGAGAGAGACCUCUGGUGGCAAAAUUAGAAUCAUCAUUGCCCUGUUUGUUCAUUUUUAUUUUAUUUUUUUUAACUAUUAGACGAAGCGCCUCCUGUUUUUGACGGAACACUAGAAAACCAUGACAGCAGGUGUUGCGGAAUCAUAAAGUGUAUUACAAUAAAAGCAUAAAGCUUCAACCUGUCGGUACAGAUCAGAGUAGUAUGGACCAACAAGAAGCAGCAUUCUUCUAUUGACUGGAUCAGCCCAUUUGAAGUACUAAAAGCAAAAUUGAAAUUGUGUCAGACUGCAUUACUAGGCAUUUUGGCCACUUAAUUUGUGCAAUAAAUGUGUAGUCUAUGAAUGUUAAGAGGUAUGCAUGCCGAUAAAGUGCUAAAGUCAGACUGAAUAAGUGCAGUAUUCAACUAUGGAAACUGAAAAUUUUGACCACCUUCCUUUACAACCUCAUACACAAACACACAUUUUUAAACUGUAUUUUUAAAGUGAGGCAUUACAAACAUUCCACUAUAGGAUUUUAAAGUUCAUUGUGCCAAGAAAAUCCACUUUUAUCAGCAUCACACUGUCUUACUUGAUAUAAUUUUGUAAUGUCUUUUUGAAAUAAUGCUCUGGUCUUUCAGCAGGGUAAACAAAACUAGGAUUGUGUCUUUUAAUAUCAGCAAUGGGUAUCCGAAGCUGGAUAAUAUGGGUUCCCUUCUUACUUCUAAGACCUUGCACACUGUCGUGGAGUCAGCAAAGUAACUGUGAGGUCACAGCAAACCUGCAGAAUUCAUAAGGUCCCUUAAAUUGAUGUGACUAUCUAGCACAUUCAAGCCUUUAACAGGGCAGUGCAUUCUAAAAUUUCAUUUAAAAUUUUUGUAUUCAACAAGAGGUCUUUUUCUUUAUCCCACAUUCUCAAUUAUGGAAUGGCUUGCAUCCUUUUGCAUAUUCACUUAUAUGGUAUUUUAAAUGUAUCACUUUGGAGUUUUUAUAUUCUCUCGGGUGUAUGAAGCCCCUUUCCUUCUCUGGUAGCAACAGGUGAAAAAUAUUUCAAAAGACAUAAUAACCUGAAAUUAGACAGUGCCAGAACAUAAAUUUUGUGAUUGAGAACUACAGUGAUCUAAAUUUAGCUAGUUGCAGGAAUCUUGAUGUCUAAUUUUCAUAAUUCAUGUAUGAGUUUUCUUAAUCUCAGCCUAUUGUAGCGUCUUUAAUUUUUUCAGCACACCAUAGUGAUGUAGAAAUUAAAUAAAUGUAGAAGUCACUUCACCCUUAAUGGUACAUAAUAUUUGUGGAGAACUACUAUACCAAGUAUUCAUACCAAGUUAACACCUUGUUUAGCUUUUGAUACCCAAAAUUAAUUCACCUUCAUUUAUGACUUGAGAGCAUCCUCAUAAAUGAGCAAGAAUUAUAUUUGGUCUGUGAAAGUUCUACCAAAAAAAACCCAAACAGAAAAUCCAGGAGUCAUCUCUGUUGCAUAGUAGUUAUGCAGAAUAUUUGAGUGACACCAGUUGUUUUAUGUCCCAUUGCCGGCAGUGGGAUGGGCACUGGGGAAAACUAAUUCCCAGCAGUAAGCAUUGGGUUUUGCUUAAUGUGUUUCCUCUUUCAAAAUGUUGUCACUGAAUAAGUCUUUUAUUCUUUACACAAAGUAAAUUUUGUGUAAUAUUAUAGUGAUCUUUGCAGGAAGAAAACUCAUUAAUCUUAUGCAUCAUGUCUUUCUGUUUUAAUGAUUGAAUGUGGGUCCAAAGAGUUUUGUUACUUUUUUAUCUAUAAAAUGUAACAUGAUCCUGAUGGUUGAUCUAAUUUCCUUACAGUUCUGUAAUAGGAUCUUCUGCACUUUUACUUUUUUCUUUGUAUGAGAACUGAAAAAUGGGGGCCUUUGAAUCAUUUAAGAGUUGUUUUGCACUGCUGAACUUAAUCAGUUGUUACUUUAAAAACUCAAAAUUAACAGUGGAUUAAGAUUUGCAUUUAUCACUUAAAUGGUGUGCUCAAUUCCCAGUUUUUAAAGUUGAGUUGUGAAAGUCUUCACUCUUUCAUUCAUUUUUCCCCAAAUGAUUACUUUUUAUCACAGCUUCAGAUUUUUAAUUCGUAAUGGAGAUGAAACAGCCAUUUUAGGUUACACGAUACUGUGCAUUUGUGCUGCUAAUAUAAUUUUUUAUUAAAAUGGAUUAACUGAAUUUUUUGCAUUCUGAUCUCCAGCUGCUGAAUAAUUGCCAUAUUUAAAGAGUUCCUCAGGUACUCCCAUUCCUUUUCAGGAAGAGCCUCUGCGUAUUGAUUAAAUAGCAUAAACAGACCCAUUAUAGUCUAGAUUUGAAAUGGGUCAUGUGAUAAGUGAUAGCACAAGGACUUUCAAAAGACAUGAAACUUAACACUACCAAAAAUGGGAAGCAACCUCCUUAUGCUCUUAAAAUGAGAGGCCUGCUUCUCUCUCAGAAGUUGGUCUAAUCAAAGUUAAGAACAUCCCAUCAUCAAUGUACUCCAUGGUGCCUGUGGAUUUUGGAAUUGUAAUCCACUCUGAAACCUCAGAAUAAUGAGUUAGCCUUAACAGCUUUUGCCCCCAUUUCAAAAGUGCUGUUUGAGGGAACAGCAGUUAUACAGUUGUCAGGAUGAACUGCCUUUGUCCUUUUGGGUAAGGUAACUCCUAAAGUCCUGAAACGGUUGAUACAAGCUGCCAUUUAUGGGUCCCAUGAUAUAUAGGUUAUUUGCAGAAAGAGAAAAACAUGCGAGUGAAAACACUCUACUGCUUAAAUGAUUUGCUGCAUAGUGCUUUAUAACUGAGUGUUUUGAAUGUUGUGUGAACUGAUAAUUAUGAAUACCGUUGCAUUGGUGAAAACGCUGUGGAUAUUCAGGUCUUCAUCUAAAAAAAAAAAAUGUGUAAGCAUAUUAUACAGGUGGUUAUUUCUGCCCACAAAGCUUAAAAACCCACAGUGAGUUCAGAAAUGCCAGUAAAACUGAAUGAAUGUGCUCAGUAAUAUCAAAUAUGUGUGGUCCAUCACUAUAUGAAUUGGUCAAAUAUUUUUCUCUUUAAAAUAUAAUUAUCAUAUUCACAAAUGUAAAGGAAAGUUUUAAUGGACAUGUUACUUGUAAUAGAAAAUUGAAUUAGCACAUCACACAUAAGAAAUAAAACAAGCCUUGCAAAGCUGCUUAAUUUUAAAUAUGCCUUCCAGCCUUUUGUUUUGAAAUACUAUGAAGUCAAAUGCUCCUUAAUUAAAGUGGUCUAUAAAAAUGCAUCAAGUAUAUCGUAGGAAACAGUCCCACACUAUGGUCUAAACAGAUGGAGUAGAUAGAAAUGUGGGGAAUUUUUUUUUUUUCCCUAACCUGUAAAUCCUUAAUUAGGUAAUGCCUAGUCAUAUAACUCAGGUUACUAAUGCAAUUUGGUUCUAACACAGAUUUUUAUAAUACAGUAAAGAAGACACACUGGCUAUUAUUUUCUUGAGAUGGCUAGUGGGAUAUUGGCUGAAGUUGAUCAUUUUAAAAAGAAAUGCUUAAUCUACUCUAAAAGGAAACACCUCUUUUCAUUUUCUUUGCUAUUGACCGGUUUCGUGAGUUUGAAUGGGAAAAAAACAAGUAUUGUAUUUCUAUGACAAAGUAUAACCACGCACUCAAAUUGUAAUUUACUUUUCUAAUAUUCUUUCAUGGCAACUCACUUUGAAUAAGUGAAAAAUAAAUUAAUUUCAAAAUUACCUUUUGUGUAUCUUUAUAGCAACACUAAAAUAGUCUUAUGUUACUGCUUGAAAUACUUGAGUCACUGAAAGGAUAACUAAAACAAACAAAAAAAAAUCAACAAAACCAAUUGUUUUUCCCUUGAAGCAUUCAACCAAUAUCAAAGCUAAUAAAAGGGUUCCUCACUUUUAUAUUGGAGAUGCUUAAUUAAUGAAGAAAAAUCAGUAUUAAGUGAAUCCAUGUAAAGCAAACCUACUUUUACGUGAUGGUGGUCUAGGGUCUGGAAUGCAGAAAGGGUAAGUGUGAAUUACAGAUAAACAUAAGCCUGAGGGCAGGGAUCGUGUCUAUUAAUUCUGUUGUAUUGUACUCAGCCAAUCUGUGCAGUGCUGUGCACACAAAGUGCUCUGAUACCAUUGAUUAAUUAGCUUUGUGGAAAGUGAAUGGUUAUUUUAUUGUUCAUUUAAGAUUUAGUGUCUUUUUGGUAGAUAAUUUUGUUCUUGCAUUUGCAGCUCCUGUUGAUUUUAUUAAAACGAGCCUACUCCUUU
This is a messenger RNA of Ornithorhynchus anatinus (platypus), 5278 nucleotides long. RefSeq names its product RAB23, member RAS oncogene family (gene RAB23). The record is from RefSeq and is a predicted model, not a curated record. Gene Ontology annotation, molecular function: GTPase activity; GTP binding. Bases 215 to 928 code for a protein of 237 amino acids. Lineage: Eukaryota; Metazoa; Chordata; Mammalia; Monotremata; Ornithorhynchidae. The transcript is spliced from 8 exons.